AUGGCUAUGACGCAUAACCUCCGUCUUCUCUCGGAUGCAAUUGUCGUUGGGAGUGGUACGCUGGUGAACGAUAAUCCGGGAUUAAAUGCGCGUGUGCCUGUUGUAGCACCGCUAGAUAAUCAACCAACGCCGAUUGCAAUUGAUCCCGAGUAUAAGAUGCCAGUGACAGCGAAAUUAAUCUCAAACUACCACAAUGGAAUUGGUAAACAGCCUAUCCUGCUGGCUUAUAGAGACUCACCCAAGAACGACAAAAGACUGGCGUUAGAGGAGAGUGGAGUGAAAGUGGUUGAUAUUCUCACACCAAGCACACCACUCAACAGACAACACUUCAACACACUCAGCCAGAUAUUUGGAUUUACGCGAUUCAUGGUUGAAGGUGGUGCAACGGUGAUCAAGAGCAUUCUAGCCGCGUCGGCAAACGAAACAUCCCUAUCUGACACCCUGGCCGAUACUCUAGUAGUUACAGUCUCGCCUGUGCUCAUCGGUGAUGGUGUUAGUGUGGUGAAAAAUCAACCAAAUAACUCAAAAACACCAAAUCUACAUCACAAAGCUAGCAAAGUAUUUGGUAAGGAUGUUGUAUUCGUCGCUAAUUUUAUAGAUAAUUGA
This is a messenger RNA of Wallemia ichthyophaga EXF-994, 606 nucleotides long. Its product is annotated as 5-amino-6-(5-phosphoribosylamino)uracil reductase. Gene Ontology annotation, molecular function: 5-amino-6-(5-phosphoribosylamino)uracil reductase activity. The record is from RefSeq and is a predicted model, not a curated record. Gene Ontology annotation, biological process: riboflavin biosynthetic process. The transcript has a single exon. Bases 1 to 606 code for a protein of 201 amino acids. NCBI's taxonomy places the organism in Eukaryota, Fungi, Basidiomycota, Wallemiomycetes, Wallemiales, Wallemiaceae.